Molecule: messenger RNA, 939 nt
Organism: Pistacia vera
Lineage: Eukaryota; Viridiplantae; Streptophyta; Magnoliopsida; Sapindales; Anacardiaceae
Product: PITH domain-containing protein 1
Exons: 9
Coding region: 79-693 (204 amino acids)
Source: RefSeq, a predicted model, not a curated record
AAUUUUUAUAUUACCCGAAAUUUCUUCUGCUUCAGUGUUGAUCGCGCGGUAGCAUCAGCAGAGAUUUAGAGGGCAGAGAUGGCGUGUUUACAUGAUCACAGUUGUGAAGAUCAUGAUUGUUCUUCUGAUUGGUCUCUCUACCAACAUAUAGACCUCCCCAAGGUGUCUGCAUUAAAUGAGGCUGUUCCAGGAAGUGUUAAGUCUGUCUUUAAAGCGUGGGAGCAACGUCUAAAUUCUUCUGGGGAACACCUGGAAAGUAAUGAUGGCGAUCCAGAGUUACUUGUUUAUAUUCCCUUUACGUCAGAUGUUAAGAUCAAGAGCAUUUCAAUUGUUGGUGGUGCUGAUGGAACAAGUCCUUCCAAGAUGAGAGUGUUCAUCAAUCGGGAUGGAAUUGACUUCUCAGAUGCACAAGGUAUGCAAGCUGUUCAGGAGUGGGAUUUGGUGGAAAAUCUGCAAGGAGUUUUGGAAUACCAGACGAGAUAUUCCAAAUUUCAAAGUGUGGCAAAUAUUACAUUACACUUCCCUGAUAAUUUUGGAGGUGAAACAACUCAGAUACACUACAUUGGCUUAAAAGGUGAAGCCACCCAGUUGAAGAGGGAUGUUGUUGCAACAAUCGUUUAUGAAGUGAUGCCAAAUCCUUCUGAUCACAAGACAAAAGCUGAAACUGGUGGGGGUAUUUCACAUGUGGAAUGAAGAAUUCAUGUUUCCUCAUCAAGAUUUGAAGUACUUUUCUGCAGUUCUGACGACACUAAACAAGUUUUAAAAAUUGCUGCCAAAUAUCUUGGUGGCAUAACUUACUUGCUUUGACAAAUGUUUUACGGAAUCUUUUGUUUUCUCAUAAAAGUUUUAGUAGUGAUGCAACACCAGACUGGACGAGUGUGAUAUUCAUAUCUAUUUGUCUUUUAUUAUGCAAAUGCCCUUACUACAUGACUAAUUUCA